This is a messenger RNA of [Candida] anglica, 2438 nucleotides long. The record is from the annotation of a GenBank genome assembly. Lineage: Eukaryota; Fungi; Ascomycota; Pichiomycetes; Serinales; Debaryomycetaceae.
AAUAUCCACCCUAUCUAAGGAAUGGCUAAUGUGCAACUUCUAUUGAGCGAAGAUCUCUCGCCACACAAGUUGGCAUUAUUAUUUCUUGUGGGGUUGUACUGUUCUGGAGUAAUUGACUUUGAAGAGAUCCGGAAAGUACUAGGAACUGUGAUCAAGUUACUUGAUAAUGAACCAUUGCGUAACAAAGACGGCCAUUUGGUGGUAGUACCUCAACUACAUGAUCUUUUGGACUUGAUAGAUAGUCCAAAGACUUCUGCGAAGUUGGAGUCCGUUCUCUGGAAAGUGAAUUCAGUGGAAAGCUUAGAAUCCAGUGUUACAGCCAUGCAAGCUUUUCUAUGUCAACCAAACUUAGUAACCGCUAAACAAUCACCACAAGAAAUGACAUGUGUACAUCAAUUACUCCCUAGUUCGUUCUUGGGACUCUUCGUUCAGAAAAUCGUGACUACUUGUAGUCUACUUCAUUUCGAUGAAAGUUGCCUUCUUUACAAUUCAUUUGUGGAAUAUAGAGGUGAUAAAGGUAUUCAUAUAGAAUCAGAACCAUCAAAGGAAGAUGUAGCAUCGUCAGACUUGGAGCUCUUCCUGAUCCUCUCUGAUCAACUAACAUUGGUCCAAGAACCGCCACUGAAAAUCUUACCAGUUCCGAAACUUGAUAUGGAAAUUCUCUUGGAACAUCAAAUAUCUCUCUUGGAAACCCUGGGAACCCCCAUGCCUGACUUACUUCGGGAAAUUAUGACCUUGAUGACAUCCCCUGCUUCAAAUACAUGUCUUAUCCAAAAUGCAGACUUCAAUAAUUUGCCCUCCUACAGUUAUCUUCGAUAUCUAGAAGCACUUCGACUGUCUGAUUAUCACACUGCCUUCCAAGCCCUUCAUCAAUAUUUUGAUUAUAUGGUUUCCAAUAAUUCGAAAUAUUUUUAUCAUUUUGCCCUUAUUUCUAGAGCUUCAUUACAUCAACAUUUUGGCGAAGAUGAAAAGGCAUUGAAUGCUAUUGAAGAAGCUAUUCUGGUUGCCAGAGAAAAUAAAGAUAAUGCUACCCUUACAUAUAUUCUUUCUUGGUUGUUCAACUUUAUGAGAAACAAACCUGACCUUUGGUAUACACAAACAUUAUAUCAUAAUAACAAUGAACUGCAUUUAUUGGACUUCUUGGUGACAAAAUCCCAAACUGUUUCAUUGCCUCUAUAUGCCAUGAGUUAUCAUUUUGAUACUUUACAUGUCAUGAAUAAUGGAGAACCAUUAAGUCGAGUACUCCAACUGUUGUUGAGAGGAAUGUAUAUAUCUAUCCAUGAUCACCUACCAAGUUCCUUCAUCAAGAGCUCUGAAUUGGGAGCCACCGUUUGGAGUAGAGCUGGUAAUACUCAUUUGGCAAUGGUUUAUAGUGCUAUAUCACAAGGAAUUGAAUCAAAAUUGGCAGAUGAAGUGGCCGUGAGGACAAGAAAGGCUCUUUUCUUAUAUCAACAAGGCGAAGUUGACAAUGCAUAUCAAUUACUUGAACAACUUCGUAAACAAACCAUGUUUGAUCGAGCCUUGUUCCAGCCAGUUCAAAUUAGAGGAUUGAUUUUGUUGACCAAAAUUAAUCUUUAUCGUGGGAGACAUGUUCUUGCAGAGAGGAUUAUGCAAAUAUUAUCCAAUACGGAGAUUCCUGAGAUUGAACUUAAACUUGAAUUGGUUUAUCUUAAUGCUGAAGUUCAAAUGACAUUACAGAAUUAUUCUGAAGCCCUUUUAUAUCUUAAUGAGAAUUUGAUUCAUCUUGAAAGAACUAAAACUCAAAUGAAUUUACAUAUGGUGACCCGUUUAAACUUUCUUAAGGCCAGGAUUUUUAUAGAAUCAGGGGCUCCUUCUCGAGCAUUCCUGUUGACAAUCCAUCAACUUCAAAAAAGUAAACAAUUAGGCAUGAUGUCUUUAGUUGCUGAAGGUGCUAUUCUUCUUGCUUCCAUUUUGAAUCGAAUGGAAAGCUAUAAAGAUGCAUAUGACGUAUUGGGUGCCACCAUGGCUACCAUUCAUAUGGUACAGAAUCAAGAAUUUACUGCUAUGGCAUAUUAUGAGUACGCAUACACCUGUUUAAUGACACUUGAACAAGAUUCAAAGGCUGGUGGACGUGAGGUUGGCCGACGCUUACUUAACUUAUUCCUUCGAUUCCUUAAUAACAGUAUAGAUGGGUUUAGAAAAUCCUUAAAUUUGGUGAUGCUUCAAAAGAGUUUCCAACUUGAAUUGAAAAUGGCAAAAUUGAAAAGUCUUGUUGAACUUGAAGAGCAUGCCGAAGUCUCAUUGGAAAAGUUACGUAUUCGUUUAAGGGAAGAAGUAAAUUAUGGGUUUGUUCAUGCUUGAUAAAAUGGAACCAAUUUCGUACAGUUAUAGCUAAAUAGAUCAAAAUUUACAUUAAAGUAUAUAUCACUGGAGGAUUAGACGACAAGACGUUUGAAAUUGAAAACAUCUUUGUAUCU